Molecule: messenger RNA, 4849 nt
Organism: Octopus sinensis (East Asian common octopus)
Lineage: Eukaryota; Metazoa; Mollusca; Cephalopoda; Octopoda; Octopodidae
Product: zinc finger protein 260-like
Exons: 2
Coding region: 2599-4017 (472 amino acids)
Biological process (GO): regulation of transcription by RNA polymerase II
Cellular component (GO): nucleus
Molecular function (GO): DNA-binding transcription factor activity, RNA polymerase II-specific; RNA polymerase II transcription regulatory region sequence-specific DNA binding
Source: RefSeq, a predicted model, not a curated record
AUAUAUUUAUAUAUAGGGAGCUGUCUGUCUGUCUCUCUCUCUCUCUUGGUAUGUGGAGGAAUACGUAUACAUAAUAUACACACAUAUAUUUAUACAUCAUAUAUGUAUGUAUAUACACAGAUUCGCCGCCCUGCCGUCGUUGAUCCUGUCCAAAGGAAGAAAUAGAAUUAACCAGACUCCUAUUUGUAUCUUGAAACUCAGAAACUGGUUUUGGCUGUGACAAAAAAGAAAAAGAAAGAAAGAAGGAUCAUAUUUACCCCCAAAGUGGGUGUUAUCUGUUACUUUCAUCCUCAUUGUCAUCAUCGUCUUCAUCAUCGUCAUCGGCAGUAAUCCGUCUGCUUUUCAAAAUUCCCGCCAAAACGACGUUUAAAUCUUAACAAGCCGUUCCUGUGAUUCUUUUAAACUGUUCUGACAGCAACGAGUUUGCAAAGUUCUUGUUACAAAGUCUGUUGACAUUUGCUUGUCCGAUUUUGAAAUUUGAAAUUCAAACCCUCCAAUUUAAUGAAAUGACAAAACGUCGUCGAAAAUAAACGCCAACAAAACACCAAACAAAAAAAAUUUUUUUUUAAAGAACCGAACUGCAAAACACCCAAAAAGUUGGUCAAACUCCAAAAUAACAUUAACUGUCUGCUCCGCUGUAAUUCUUUACAUUGACUUUUUUCCCUUUCUUCAGGCAAGUUGCUAGGUUCCUUACUGGUGUGGGUAUGUGAGAAACCUCUUCUUGUUUUUGGGGUGUCACUAGCAUGCGAAAAAACCCCCUUAAAAAACCCACAAAGCCAUGAAAAUUGUUGAGGACAACCAACCAUAAAAAGAAAACAAGUUAUUAAAAGAAAAGAAGAAAAAAUUGCAAGACACCUGGAUUUACCUGUUAUUAAUUACAAUUAUUAAUUAAUUUAUUAUUAUUCAUUGUUUUGAUCCAGAGACUUCAUUAUUAUUAUUAUUAUUAUUAUUAUUAUUAUUAUUAUUAUUAUUAUUAUUAUUAUUAUAAGUAUUGUUUGUUAAUGAAAAUUACUCAAAACGGCAGAACGUUUUUUAAAUGUGAGCAAAUAUUUUUGACCAAAAGGAAAAAUAACAACAACAACAACAAUAAUAAUAAUAAUAAUGAUAAAUAAAUUAAAUUAAAUUUAUAUAUAUAAAAAAAAAUAGAUUUAAAUUUGCUUCCCCCUGGCUAUCUAGUCUGUCGAGACAAUUUGCUACUGUGAUUUGAAACUGAAAACUCUCACCUUGGCAACAUAACGAAUUUCUUCUCGUUAAAAUUUUGUUGACUAUAUAUGCAUAAAUCACACACACACACAUGCAUACAUAUAUAUAUAUAUACACACACAUGUAUGUAUAAUUUUUACAAGGAAAAGGUUGAUAGUGACACACUCACAUAUAUAUGAACAUAUAUAGGCUCUCUCCAAAUUGUAAAUUUUCACCCAAUUCUUUCAAAAUAACAUCCAGGGACUAGGUUUUUUUUUUAGGGGUCUUCUUAAAAACAUUGAAUUGAAAUCCUGCCACUGGGGAGAUAAAAAAAAAUAGGGGUCCAAUUUGCCUUUUUCCAUUCCAUCAACUGCAGGGAUUGCUGGUCUUUUGAUAUUUAAAUGAGUACCAGUGGUAUGCUAGGUUUGAUUUAAGUGACAAACCUCACAUCUAUCUAUCUAUCUAUCUAUCUAUCUAUCUAUCUAUCUAUCUGUCUCUAUCUAUCUAUCUGUCUCUGUCUAUCUAUCUAUCUAUCUAUCUAUCUAUCUAUCUAUCUAUCUAUCUAUCUAUCUAUCUAUUAUUCACCUAUCUAUCUAUUUUACUAGAUUCAAUGAAAAAAUAGUAAAAAAAAAAAAAAAUUCAUUUGUUAAAAUUUCAAAACAAAUUAUAAUUUAGAAUUAAGAUGUUGAUACGUAACCCAAGAUGGUUUUGGCAGGGAUAAAAGCUCGAAAAAUAGUAACAAACUGUUUGUGGUAACCAGGAAAAUAUCUAGUUUAAGAUUUUGAGUAGGGUUUCUGACACCAGGAACAGGGGUUAUUUAUUUUGUAAUUUUUUGUUGUCUUUUUUCCAUUUGUUAUUUACCUGGCCUUGAUUAACUAUCUACUCAACUUGAUUUAUACUUUAUCUACCUGGUUGCCUAUCUAGCUACCUAGAUAAUUAGCUACUUAACUCUCUAGUUAGCUGCCUAAUUAGUUGUCAGAAUACUCACUCAUCCGCCUACCUACCUGUCUACUUGCCUACCUACCUACCUACCUACCCACCUAUUCCUAUGUAUGAACAUAGCUACUUACCUAUCUAGCUAGUUGCCAAUCUGUCUACAUAGUCACCUACCUACCAACUUAACCAGUUACCAAUUUAGUUAGUUGGCUAUUUAUAUAGCCUACACACCCUUCUUCCAACCUGUAUAUCUAUAUAUUUGGUUACCAAUCUAACCGCCAGUCUACCUAGCUAGCUACCUUUCUAGUUACCAAUCUAGCUCACUAUAUUAGCUAUUGUCCUACCUAUUACUGAUUUAGCUUCAUUCGACCUGUCUAUCUACCUAUCCACAACCUACCUACAGACCUUGCUACCUGCCUGCCUGCCUAUCUGCCCACCUAUAUAUCAAUCUUCCGAGCUAGCUGAUGUUGACCGACAAUAAUGAGUUUUCUUGCGACGUUCGGCAAACUUCAUCCGAAACCGAAGGCGACGUUUGAGUGUAAAUUCUGUGAGAAGUCCUUCUCGCAGCCUGUGUACCUGAAGACACAUAUCCGAAGCCAUACAGGUGAGAAACGCUACCACUGCAACGACUGCGAUGAGACGUUUGAGCAGUACAGGGCACUGGUGUCCCACAAGAAGACCCACCGCUCGUUCACGUGCGAGCUGUGUGGGAAAAGUGUAGCCAGUGAGGCUCGGCUCAACGACCAUCUGAAAUCGCACACCGGCCAGAAACUGGAAUGUUACACCUGCAAGCAGCUGUUCACCAGUGUCAACCUGCUUGGGUUGCAUCUGCAGAGCCAUGCGAAGGACGCAUCUCCGCUGCACCAGUCCGACGGUGGCGGGGACAGCAACAACAACAACAAAAGCAGUAGCGAUGGUCGCGGGGAUGCUGCUAUGACAACGGGCGAUGAUGUGGACCCGUCCAACGAAAACGUUACCUUCGACAACAGCCUGGCGAUCUCGUCCAUCGUCGACGAUUCCAGCCAUACCUCGAAGUCGAGCAAGUCUAGUCGAAGUGGGGGGAGCAACAGCAGCAGUAACCACAACACUGAGUGCGAGGUGUGCCACAAGAAGUUCUCAUGUGCCUCUAGCUUGACCAAACACAUGAACAUUCAUACAAAGAAGCGGUCGUUCCAGUGCAACUUCUGCGCCAAGUCCUUCCUCCACUCGUUCACCCUCACCCGGCAUUUGCGCAUCCACACGGGUGAGAAGCCGUAUAAGUGCAACUAUUGCGAGCAGCACUUCGCUGACGCAAGCACGCGCAACCGGCAUGCCAAGAUACACCGAGGGUUACUCGGCAAUGCAAUCUCAGCCAUCACAGCCACAGCCCUCACCACCUCCGUCGACAGCAGCUUGGACGCCUGGAGCCAGCCGUACUACGGCGACGCGUACAGCUUUGGCGGGAUGGACUCCGACCUCCACUCGGGUGGCAGCGAAUACUCCGGUCGAUCCCGAUCUCGGAACCAGGCGUCGCACAUGGCUGGUCAUUUGUCCGGCUCAGGCAAGGCCAACAGUAACUACCCAAACUCCGUCCAGUACCCGGGCUCUGACACCUCCCACUCUACAAAGCUGAACUCUUCCUCCCCGUCAUCGCCGUCAUCAUCAUUAUUACUACCGUCGUUGUCUUCGUCAGUUUUUCCAUCCUUCUACGCCUCAUUCCACUCUUCGACCAGCAACAGCAAUGGCAACAACAACACGUCCACCCCCGUCCCCUCGGCUGUCUCUGCGGAGAACUCCGGUUCCGACGCCAACGACGACGACAUGCAGCCGGUGUUACAGAUUCUCUCGGCCAAUCAGGACCAUUGUUUCAUCAUGAACUCGGAUUGCUCAAAGGAGUUUGACGUCAUGAACGAUCUGUAGCUGGGGGCUGUGGUGGUGGUGGCGGCGGCGACGAUGGUGGCGGCGACGGUGGUGGCGGUAGUGGUGGUGGUGGUGGUAGGAAGGGCGACAGGGCAGGGCAGAGCUGAGGCUAAGAAGGGCGCAGGGUUAAUCAGGAGGGUGAGUAGAUGAGUGGGGGUGUUCGGGUGAUUGUGGAUUCGGGUGGCAGGCUUAGUGAACGGGUGGAUAUGGAGGAGGGGAAGGAAAGGAAAAGAAGAGAACUGAUCUGGAAAUAGGUGGGGAUAAUGGGAUCUUUACUGGCAUGGAUGGUUAAGGGCUCCCGUGGCGCAUUUGUGCAGAUUAUUGCGUGGUGUGGAACGGUAUGGGGGACACAGCAACUGCGUAGUAUGGUGAGGUUAUAGGAACAUUUGUAGGGCGUGCAGUGAUAUCAUGGUGUGGUGUGAUGCUGGGAAGAAAUUAAGGGUGUGUGGGUGGCACUGGGGUACUGUAAUACAGUGUCGGUUACCAUACCUCGAGUGUGAAACUCUAGUAUGGUGUGAUGAGGUCUUGGGAUCAAAUGAGAGGUGUGCAGGAUUAGCAUGGUAUAGUUGCUGGGUUACUGUAUCUGGGGUGUCAUGCAGCCUUGGGGAUCAAAUCAGGGGUGUGCAGUGAUAGUGUGGUUUUGUGUUGUGUGUUGGUUACUGUAUCUGGGGUGUGGUGCAGCCUUGGGAUCAAAUGAGGGACAUACAGCAGUAGCAUAGUGGUUAGGGUAUUCAGCUCACGAUCGUAACGUCAUGAGUUCAAUUCCUGGCAAGGCAUUAUGUCCUUGAGUAAUCCACUUUAUUUCCUGUUGCUCCAGUCCCCUCAGAUGGCA